AUGGUGUGGUUGUCGCUGUCAUCGUUGUUGUAUGCUAAUGAGAAAGGACCAGUAGAAAGUGGGAAAACUGUCAAUGUGGGAGAGAGUAAAGAUUACCAGGGAAACCAUCUUGGUGGCUGCUCUUCAUUGGGGGCUGUCCCACACCUAAGGCAGGAAGAUGGUGGCCACAAGGAAGAUGAAAAGUCUCUGGAGUCUGUCAACUCUAGGCUCCAACUCAUUAUGAAAAGAGGAAAGUACGUGCUGGGAUACAAGCAGACUCUGAAGACGAUCAGGCAAGGCAAAGCAAAACUAGUCAUCCUUGCCAAGAACUGCCCAGCUUUGAGGAAAUCUGAAAUAGAGUACUAUGCCAUGUUGGCCAAAACUGGUGUCCAUCACUACAGUGGCAAUAAUAUUGAAUUGAGCACAGCAUGCAGAAAAUAUUACAGAGUAUGCACACUGGCUAUCAUUGACCCAGGUGAUUCUGAUAUCAUUAGAAGCAUGCCAGAACAGACUGGUGACAAGCAAAUCAUGUAA
Molecule: messenger RNA, 513 nt
Organism: Choloepus didactylus (southern two-toed sloth)
Lineage: Eukaryota; Metazoa; Chordata; Mammalia; Pilosa; Megalonychidae
Product: 60S ribosomal protein L30-like
Exons: 2
Coding region: 1-513 (170 amino acids)
Cellular component (GO): cytosolic large ribosomal subunit
Molecular function (GO): RNA binding; structural constituent of ribosome
Source: RefSeq, a predicted model, not a curated record